CACGCAUUUUGAUGCCACAUUAGAUGGAAUUAUUCCAAAGACUGUUUUAUGUUGAGCAAGGUAUCACAAUUAUCCAUAAAUUCCCGAGAAACAUACCUUGAAAUAUCACUCAACCAUGAGGAUUACGAGUUUAUGUACGGUCAUGUAAUCGAUGGAAGAAAUUUGUUACCCGCGAUGGGUUAUCUUGUAUUUGUUUGGCAAACUAUCGGCAUGAGAAAGGGGGAAGUGUACACAACAGUACCAAUAAUAUUUCAAGAUGUACGAUUUAUUCGUGCUACUCAUUUGUCCAAAAAGAAUGCUGUAAACUUGAAGAUCGCGAUACUGGAAGAUGGAAAGUUUGAAAUAACCGAAGGAGAUAGCGUUGUAGUGACAGGUACAGUGCAAGACACAUCGAACCCAGAACAGGAGAUGAUUCGGAGAGAUCUGUUAUUACCGGAGAUUAACGAUGAGGAAGAACUUAUGACUGAGCGGGAUAUCUAUAAGGAGUUGAGACUGCGCGGUUAUCAUUACAGCGGCUGGUUCCGUGGAAUACACAGUGCGUCUAUUUCAGGCAACAAAGGACAUAUCUUUUGGAGGAAAAAUUGGGUAGCGUUUAUGGAUGCUAUGCUACAUAUGUGCAUUAUCGGAAAUGAUAACAGAGAACUGUAUAUUCCGACAAGUUUUCAGAAAUUGGUUAUCAACCCUAUGCUUCAUUCGAAGCUACUAAAGAGUACGAUUUGCGUGGAAGAUACUAAAAAUAUGAAGCAACUAAUACCAGUACGAGUAUAUAAGGAAAUAGACACAAUUAUAUCUGGCGGAAUAGAGAUACGAGGUUUUAAAACAACUCAGAUUUCUCGUCGAAAAUUAGCUCAAGAUACUGUUAUCGAGGAGUACAUAUUUGUAGCUCAUCAUGAUCGCGCCAACAUUUCUUUAGACGAAGCCAUUUGGAUAUCGGCACAACUCGCACUGGAAGAUCAUCAAAUUACCAAAGUGAAAGUCAUCGAGUUGGUGGAAGAUGUCGACGACGUCGAAAUAGAAUAUCUCUCAUCUUCGUUGCUAAUUGACGCUUUUGGUGAUGAGCCAUUGAUACAAACGAACAUCACUUUAUUAACAUCACCGAAUCGUUUUAGUCCAGCAGACUUGCCGCAGAACAUUUCACUUGGAGAACUAAAUAAAUCAUUUGUAGACGAUAAAGUCCUAAUAGUUGCCGGAUUCAACCUUUUGACCAAACAACAAGCUUUGUUAGAACGACUUUUGUCAUUUCUGAAAGGAGGUGGUUAUCUAUUGACGCGUGAGAAGUGCGACGCAAUUAACUAUACAAAAUAUUUACAGCAAUACGAAUUAAAUGUUAUUCUUGAAAAGCGUACCGACAAAGAAAUGAUCGUCCUUUUGAAGAAAAAAGUUCUGAUAGGGAAACGAAUAGUUGUCUACAUACAUAAUGAUAACUUUAAUUGGCUGGAGGAUCUAAAGCCACUGGUGAGCGACGAGAGCAAAUUCGAAAAGAAUAACAGGAUUGUAAUUGUUGGGGAGAAGGAUUUCGAGUGUGGUUUGUUAGGUUUUAUUAAUUGUUUGAGGAAAGAGCCAGGCGGGGAGCAUGUUAGAGGUGUGCUUAUUCAAGAUGAGAAGGCUCCUAAGUUUUCUUUACAGGACCCUUUUUAUGUACAGCAAUUGCAAAAAGAUAUGGUCAUUAAUGUAUUGCGAUCUAACAAGUCCUGGGGAUCGUACAGACAUUUGCGAUUAUCGAAGCCAAAAGCCGAACCCGUACCUACAGCUCAUGUCUGCCAAAUGAAGCUUGGUCACCAGCAUCACCGUUUCUAUGUCAAGAAGUGGGCCUAGGUCUUUUCUUGAUUCCAUCCGCUGUAUCUCUUACCUUAUCAAUAUAUUUUUUAUGAACACCGUCA
Messenger RNA from Vollenhovia emeryi, 1880 nucleotides. Its product is annotated as fatty acid synthase-like. The transcript is spliced from 4 exons. Gene Ontology annotation, molecular function: fatty acid synthase activity. The record is from RefSeq and is a predicted model, not a curated record. Gene Ontology annotation, biological process: fatty acid biosynthetic process. The coding region runs from base 49 to 1815 and encodes 588 amino acids. Lineage: Eukaryota; Metazoa; Arthropoda; Insecta; Hymenoptera; Formicidae.